This is a messenger RNA of Ipomoea triloba (trilobed morning glory), 1466 nucleotides long. RefSeq lists its product as uncharacterized. Lineage: Eukaryota; Viridiplantae; Streptophyta; Magnoliopsida; Solanales; Convolvulaceae. The transcript has a single exon. The record is from RefSeq and is a predicted model, not a curated record. The coding region runs from base 192 to 1181 and encodes 329 amino acids.
ACUUUUUCUCUGUACACUCAUAAUCUCACCAGCCUUUCACACACACACACAAAAGUGAAAUCUGCUUCUUCAUUAAUUCUCUCUUCUUCUUCUUUUUUUGUUUUCUCCCAAGAAUCCUAGGAUUUGGGGCAAGCUAAUUAAGGUUGGAGUUUGAUGUGGUUGUUGUUGUUGUUGAUCCAGUGGAUGAAAAGAUGAAAUCUUUGAGCAGCAUAGGGCUAGCUUUGAGUGUGAUCUUUGGGUGUCUUUUGAUUGCUCUUCUUGCAGAGUUAUACUACCUGUUAUGGUGGAAGAAGAGGAUCACAAGAAGAGGGAUUGAAGAUGGGCCAGGCAAGGAAAUUUUCUACUUUUUCUGUGGCAAAAAACCAUCUUCUUCUUCAUCUUCUUCUUCUUCUUGUUCUGGAAACUCUGCAAUGAAACCCCAGGAGAUUUGUUCCAGAAAUACCCUUGUCCAUGAACCUCAGCCUCAGGUGCAGAGCCCCCAUGGGGAUGAAAGCAUGGAGGUUGAGCUUUUGAGACUCUCUGGUCCUCCAAGGUUUCUGUUCACAAUCAAGGAAGAGACAAAGGAGGAUUUGGAGUCAUCAGAGGAUGGGAAAUCCAAGAGCAGAAAAGGGUCAAGAACCAGAAGCCUAAGUGAUGUUCUUGAGACUCCAUUUUUGACCCCUAUUGCUUCUCCCCCAUAUUUCACCCCACCCCUCACUCCUCUCAUCAACCCUUUCUUUGAAUCCACCACAGAUUUUGAGUUCUCCAGUAAGCCUUCUCCCCCUCCAACUUUUAAGUUCUUGAGAGAUGCAGAGGAGAAGCUUCACAGAAGCAGAAUCUUGGAGGAAAAAACCCAGAGAUUGGUCAAGAAAAAGGAAGCUUCAGCUUCAUCUUCUCAUGUUUCAGACAAAGAAUUAGCCCAGAUUUCACCACCAUUCCUUUCUGCUCAGGAGAAUGCCAAGUUCAGAUUCUCUCCCUCACCAUUUUCAGCUAGAGAUGAGGAGAAUAAUGGCUCAUUCAUUACACUUAUCUUUCCGAGAACCAGAGAGGAACAACAUGGUAAUAAUAAUAAUAAUCUCAGUGUUGUUUCACACUACCCUUCAAGCUCUUCCCAAGUUCUUCCUUUGGCUACUUCCCCUCCUGCUCCACAUUCACCAUUAUCAAGGCUCAGACCCCUCCACACCAGAAGCUUCACCAGAUGAAUCAUUCCUUUCAUCAGAUUAGUGAGGAGUAAUUUUCUUGAUUAGCUCUUUUUUACUUUUGUUUGGAUUUCCCUCCCUCUUUAUUUCUUUUUGUUCGAGAGAAACUGUAAUCACUACUUUAGGUGUGUACCAGGUACUGGGUAAAUUCUGUUUUGUGAUCCUAGCAUGUAAAGAAAUACAAGGAAAAAGACCAGACUAAGUUGCUCAUAACUGAUAAUGAAAUUUGAACUCCUAACCUUUUGAUCAAAAUUUGUAUCUUUGGUCAUAUUGGUGGGGUUGCUGAGA